CGCGGAGUCUUAACGGAAAGAACCAAACACACACACACACACUGGAACCCAGGAUGGAGCGAGGCUCUUGGACACUUUUGCUGCUUUGCUCCGCGGUGUUUUGGUGCGGAUCCGCGCAGGAGUUCGGCGCCACGCAGUUCGUGUGCACGUCGGUGCCGAAGGACGCGGACCUGUGCGCGGCCACCAUGCAGAACAGCGCGCCGGCGGAGGACCUAAAGAGCACCGUGCUGCAGCUCCGGGAGACCGUCCUGCAGCAGAAGGAGACCAUCAUGAGCCAGAAGGAGACCAUCCGGGAGCUGACGGGGAAGCUGAGCCGCUGUGAGGGCGCAGCGCAGGAGGACGGAGGAGCGGCGCAGAAAGCCGGGGGACGCAGGAAGGAGUCGGGCAAGAACACCAUGGGGGACGUGUCCCGGACUCCCGGGGACACCCUGGCGCAGCUCGGGCUCACUUUAGCCACACUCAAACAGAGGCUGGAGAACCUGGAGCAGUACAGCCGGACGAAUGGCUCGGUGCAGGCCAACAGUCUGAAAGAUUUGCUGCAGAAUAAAAUCGAUGAUAUGGAGCAGCAGGUUCUGUCCCGAGUAAACACGCUGGAGGAGAGUAAAGCAGGAGCGAGUAACAACACGGAGCAGCGCAACCGCGUGGAGUCAACACUGAGCACACUACACCACCGAGUCACUGACCUGGAGAAAGGUCCUAAAGGCAGCAGACCCAUGGAUAAGUUCCAGCUGACGUUCCCUUUACGCACCAACUACAUGUACGCUAAAGUGAAGCGCAGCCUGCCGGAGAUGUAUGCCUUCACGCUGUGCCUGUGGAUCAAAUCCAACGCCUCGCCCGGAGUGGGAACGCCGUUCUCCUAUGCCGUGCCGGGACAGGCCAACGAACUCGUGCUCAUCGAGUGGGGCAACAAUCCCAUGGAAAUCCUCAUUAACGACAAGGUUGCCAAACUGCCCUUCCUGAUAAACGACGGGAAAUGGCAUCACAUCUGCAUCACAUGGACGACACGUGACGGUGUUUGGGAAGCGUUUCAGGAUGGCGUUUUGCGUGGAACCGGAGAGAACCUGGCUCCGUAUCAUCCCAUCAAACCCAAUGGAGUUCUGGUCUUGGGGCAGGAACAGGACACGUUGGGUGGCGGAUUUGACGCUACGCAGGCUUUCGUAGGCGAGCUGGCAAAUUUCAACGUGUGGGACAAGAAGCUGUCGUCUGGCGAGAUCUACAACUUGGCAACCUGCAACAGCAGAGCGCAGUCCGGCAACGUCCUGUCCUGGUCGGAGUCAAACAUCGACGUGUUCGGCGGUGCCACCACGUGGACUUUCGAGCCGUGCCGUCAGCUCAACUGAACUGCUGCAAAGAAAUGAGAAAUAAAAAUAAAAGAAAUAACAAUGAAAAACAGCGCCGAUCUGAGAUGCGAUAUUUCGAAAGCUUCUGUCUUUACUUAUCUUCAUUUUGACGUUGAGUUAAAAAAAAAAAACGGUACCCGGUGAACUGAAUAAGAGCACAGAUUUCUAUGAAUUCUUACAUAUUUGUGUGCGAAACAGAAAAAAUUCUUCUCAGUCUUGUCCGUCUUGAAAACUUUCUUGUAUGUUUUGAAAACCGCAACACUGGCUUAUUUUUUUUUUUUUUAACUUUGGAUAUUUUCGUUUUUGUAUUCUUCUCAAAUCGCACUCAGUUUUUUUUUUUAAAUUAGCUUUUUCUUGCUUUUUCUCAGAAUGGAAGCUGGACAGAUGUGUCUUGAAGAUUGACAACGCUGGAAAAAGAUUUAAAUUAAAAAAAUGCUCUGAGGAUGGAAAAACGGGUUUAUUGGACGGUAUUUUAUUGGACGGUAUUUUACCUCGAGAUUGAGUUCUGCUCUUUAAAGGAGUCUCUGGAUUUUGCACUGUGACUACAGAAGGUUGUGGGUCCAAAUCCCAAAACUAGCACUGUUUGGGUUCUCGACUCGUCAGCUCUGCGCUUGGGUCAGAUGUAGUAGUGGAUCAGAAGGUUGCGAGUUCGAAUCCCAUAACUGUCAGAAAGCCAUCUGUAUGUUCUAUAAACAUGGAUGUUGAAAGUGUCUGGAUAAAUGUAUAAUGUAAACAGAAUCAGAUCAUUUAAUGUUUGACGGUUAUGUAGGUGUUAUAGGAUAAAUAUUUUAUUUAUUAUAUCUCUUCGGAUGUUUCUCUUCAGGAUGUCGUUCAAUUUUGCCAACAUGAACAUGCUUACGAGCCUGAGUGCCUUUGGGCUGGAGCACCGAUUCAGCAGCACACACACUUUUUUAUUUAUUCCUUUAUUUAUUUAUUUAAAAAAAAUCCGCUUUAAUUGUCGUGUUACCUUUACAGAAUGCAGGUUUAAAUGUGUUUCACAGAUUGUGGUGUGGUUUUUUUUUCGUUUUUUUUCUUUUUGUUCUUUUUUUUGGCAGGUGUUUGUACUCUGUAAAAGGAAUGUUAAUGCAUAGCCACAGCAUGAGCUAAACGAACGCUGCGUCCACAGUUUGCUUAUUUUUUUCUCCCUUUCCCCUAUGGUUUGGGUCGGGUUUUUCUACUGUAUUGUUAUACGCUAAAAGCAUGGCACC
This is a messenger RNA of Neoarius graeffei (lesser salmon catfish), 2548 nucleotides long. Its product is annotated as neuronal pentraxin-1-like. The transcript has 5 exons. Bases 54 to 1340 code for a protein of 428 amino acids. NCBI's taxonomy places the organism in Eukaryota, Metazoa, Chordata, Actinopteri, Siluriformes, Ariidae. The record is from RefSeq and is a predicted model, not a curated record.